AUCUUUUAAGUUUUAGAUAUUUUUACUUUGCCUUUUUUUUAGUAGAAAUUUACUAGCAAAUGGAAAACGUAGAAAGUAGACCCAAGGUUGAUUGUCUAACCAAAGGCCCUGGACCAGUUUAUAAAUUACCAACAUUAGUUGGAUAUGUUGGACACGAUCCAUCUAAGCGUAGAGGUCCAGCAUACAGUAUAAGAUAUCGUGUAGGAUUAGAUCAAGAAUCGGUUGGUCCUGGUCCACGCUAUAACAUCAAUAAAUUAACAAAAUUUGGAAUAGAUAAACCACCUGCAUUCACUAUAGCUACUAAAUAUACUGAUCCAAUUUUAGAUUUAGGGCCAGGACCUGGCGCAUAUUCACCUGAACAAUGUCUACCAAUGAAUCAUAGUCGUAGAGCUCCUGCUUAUAGCAUCAAAUCUAAAGGUCUAGCAAUGCAAAUUCUUGAAGGGCCUGGACCAAAUGCUUACACAAUACCAACAUGUAUAGGUUCUAAAAUACCAGAUAAGAAAGCACAAGCUGCUUAUACUAUCGGUGGCUAUUACGAACCACCAUUAGACAGUUUAAGUCCAGGUCCAGCGGCUUAUGCGAAUAUUAAUCCAAAUAUUGUAAUGAAACGCAGUCCAGUAUACAGUCUUAAAUGGCGUCAUGAACUUCCUGAAGAUUAUCUGAGUCCAGGACCACGUUAUAAUCCUACUUUUAAUACUGGAAGACGUGCUCCUAAAUUUUCGUUUGGUGUUAGACACAGUGAAUGUGCAGGAAAUCCUAUUUCGAGUUUAGACGAAGAUUAUUUGAAAUUUAUAACAAUGCCUCCCAAGGCGGCUAAAGCCGCGGGUAAAACUGGUAAUAUGAAAAAGCCUGCUAAAAUAACAGAUGCAUCAUUUUGCGGUUUAUCCACUCCAGGACCAAAAUACAAAUUGAAAACGCUCAUUGGUCAUAAAGACCAUUGUAUCUCGAAAUAUAGAAAUCCAGCAUUUACAUUUGGUAUGAGAGAAAUAUCUGGAGAUUUGUGUACAAGUCCUGGACCAAAGUAUAUGCUGCAAGGAUUGAAACCAAAUGGUUAUACAUUUGGACUUGCUUUAAAAAUGACUGAUAAAACUAUUGGUCCUGGUCCGAAAUAUUCUGUACCAUCUCCUAGAAGCGGUCCUAUGUUUUCUCUAAAGUGGCGUAAAGCUCACAAAAAGGGUUGCGUAACACCUGGGCCUUAUAACGUCAAACGCAUCUUUUAUGGACCAAGUUUUAGCAUAGGAUUAAAAAUUCCUGAUCUUAAAUGUGUCGGUGGACCUGGACCUUCUGCGCCAUAUAAUUUGGAUAUGAUUAAACCAUCAUCACCAAUGUUCAGUAUAGGUUUUUUACUUUCUGACAAAGACGUUUGUCGGAGUCCAGGACCUAAAUAUAAUCCUAAAAAAUUAGAUCUCUCACCGCAAUAUUCUUUUGGAAUAAAACAUAGUGUCUGUGCACCACCGAACAUCACUGAAUGUGACGAUAUUUGUUAG
Molecule: messenger RNA, 1487 nt
Organism: Polistes dominula (European paper wasp)
Lineage: Eukaryota; Metazoa; Arthropoda; Insecta; Hymenoptera; Vespidae
Product: ciliary microtubule associated protein 1A
Source: RefSeq, a predicted model, not a curated record